GAUGAUUCUAUAUUCUUUUAUAAGAAAUGUUCAGAAAUUAACCAUGGACCAUAUAAAUAUUUGGAGUUUGGACAUUGAAAUUUCAGAUUCUUGUCUGUGGUUAAACCUUGGAACUGGAGAGAGCUUUGGGGUAAAGAGACACUUGCAUUGGUGCCUUCUUUAGAAUAAUCAUCAUGAGAUUGCUUCUUGGUCUAUUGUUUCUCUUGGCCUUAACCAGCUAUUCAAGUGCAACUUACUGUUUAUGCAGAGAUGGAGUCGGAGAGAAAGCGCUUCAAACAUCAAUAGACUAUGCAUGUGGAGCUUUAGCAGAUUGUAAUCCAAUCCAUGAGAAAGGUCCUUGUUACCAACCCAACGAUGUCAAGAGUCAUUGUGAUUGGGCAGUGAAUAGCUAUUUCCAAAGAGCUGGACAACUCGCUGGAAGCUGUAAUUUCUCAGGAACUGCUACUACCAGCCCAAAUCCUCCUUCAACUGUGGUUACUGGCUGCAUCUAUCCUUCAAGUCCUGGAAAUGCAGGGACAACUCCGACGACCGGAGCUCUGGGAACACCAACGUUCCCGGGACCUCCUGCGUUUGGUCCGACCGGAGUUUUUGAUCCUUCAGGGAAUGAUGCUUUGAGUUUGUUCACUUCAUUAGCACUCACACUUGGUUUCUCCGUCUUUGCGUUUCUAUGAAAAGGCAAUGUGAUUAGAAAGCGGGCUUGAUGUUUCUGAUGUACGGAUGAGAUUUUGCCACAUGUGAAUGCAAGUUCUUUGAGGCAGACUCCACUUUAGUAGGGUUGGUUUCUUGAUGUUAGUCUUUUUUUAUAUAUAAGAAAUCUAUUAAUUUCUGGUAUUUUUCUCUGUCACGCAUGCAAUGUAAAGUAAGAGUUGAUUUAAUGGAAUCUUUCUAUUUAGGUGU
Eutrema salsugineum is the source of this 897-nucleotide messenger RNA. RefSeq names its product PLASMODESMATA CALLOSE-BINDING PROTEIN 3. Lineage: Eukaryota; Viridiplantae; Streptophyta; Magnoliopsida; Brassicales; Brassicaceae. The record is from RefSeq and is a predicted model, not a curated record. Bases 174 to 671 code for a protein of 165 amino acids. The transcript is spliced from 5 exons.